This is a messenger RNA of Plenodomus lingam JN3, 1842 nucleotides long. NCBI's taxonomy places the organism in Eukaryota, Fungi, Ascomycota, Dothideomycetes, Pleosporales, Leptosphaeriaceae. The record is from RefSeq and is a predicted model, not a curated record.
AUGGGGCCCACCGACGAGUAUAAGCAGAUUGAUGCAAAAGACAUCGGUCUAGACCGAUCAAAUAUCACUGCUGAUGGCCAGAUUGAACUUCCGGAUACGACUACGCGCAAGUCUGAUGAUGAGGUCGCUCGUGACGUAGCCCGCCUACAACGAGAGCCAGAAUCAGGUGUAUCGACCCACAGUACGGUGGAAAAGAUAAAAGAGAAGAAACAUCGAGCUGGCGUUAAAAUCAGGGAAAAAUUACAUAUGAGCAAGGCUUCUGAUGAUCUUGAACCAACACCGUCAGCACCCAUUCUGGCGAACAACCCGGACGAGCCAAGCCAUUCACGGCUGGAUGAUGCCGAUGCCAAAGGAGAGUCCCAUAAUCUCAGAGACCUAACGCACGAUCCUGUCGAUACCAUCAAAUCAAAAGUCUCCAGGCAGGGGGAGAGCGAGGUCGCUGCAAACAUUGCGGCGAAGGAGGUACCUCAUGGUCAAGAUGUUGAUCUUGUCAAUGCAGCGAGCGAGUUGGACCACGCGAGUUCCGAGAAAGAGAAGAUGCUUGCGACUCAGAACAUCACCGAGUUACUCAAAUUACGGCAGAGUACUUUUGUGCGAUGGACUCUGGAUCGACAUGUAACAAAGGUCAGGAAACUGCCCCGAGAUACUAUACAGAGGAAACCGAGAGCGGCUUUCGAACGUAAGAAUGAGCAGGGAGGAGUAGACGUCGAUUGGAAAGCGUACGGUUAUCAUAUGUAUGGCGGACAGUAUAUUGGCUACGGAUCUGACCCACCGGCCCCGUCCAAACAAACUAUCCUACCAAACAUCGAACGGCUGCUGGUUGCUACUUCACCCCUCCAAGAGCUUAUCAUGACCACUCGACGUGUCUAUCGUUGGGAAUAUCCCGCCGAGACAGCAAAGUAUUUGGGCAUCUACAUUGUGUUGUGGUACUUCAAUCUCCUACUACCGGGAAUGCUUUCAUGGCUCGUUUACAUAGUAGCAGAGCGUAAAAUCCAUGGCGUAAGUAUCGAAGAUCUUCGUGAAGAUGUUAAGCAUACCGAAGACCAGCGACGAACAGCUCUAUCCAUCACCGAGUUCAUCGAGAAGAAGGGAGAUGAGCACUGGGCCGAUAAUAUUCUCCAAGAACUUGGUCCAUGGCUCAUGAUACAACUAGCAGACGCAGCCAACUUCUUUGAAACCAUACGCAAUUUCUACGAAUGGCGUAAACCGUACCGCACAGGCGCUGCCCUUUGUCUCCUCAGCAUCGGCGUCAUCAUCACUACCUUCUUGCCCCUCUGGCUUCUAGUCAAAUUCCUCACCUUCAGCAUGGGCUUCACCUUCUUCGCCCUCUUCCCCCUCUCCGUCAACUUCCCCGAAUACCGCCUCCUCGUGUCGCCAACCAAACGCUUCCUCUGGAACAUCCCAACGCACGCAGAAUGGGCCAUCCAAUAUCUCCAAGCCGAGGGCACGCGUGUAGAAACUACCGCCACGCCCGCGCCCACAGCUCUCCCUCUGCGCACGCAAAUCGAUGCCGCAACCGCAGACGACUACGGAUUCUACAAUGCAUAUCAUGACAAGACGGCUGGGCACUUGGUGAUUAGUACAAAGUCGGUGCGCUUUGUGAGUAGGCAUCCACACAGCGUGCAUUUCACCAUUCCGUACGACCAUAUCCAGGUGCUGGAGAAGGUGGAUCGAGUUGUGAAGAAAAAGGUACCAGAUAAGCUGUCGAGUGAUAGUGGCAAGGAUUUGAAGAUUGUGGAUAUCUUGGGGAGGGAGACGGUGUUGAGAAAUUUGGAUCAGAGGGAUGAGGCGUGGUCGCAGAUUGUGGGGUUCAGUAGGGUGAAUUGGCAGGUCAUGUGGUAG